AUGGUAGAUGCUGCCUCUGAGAUGAGACCUGAACUAGCCUAUAGUUCAGAAGACUCAUGUGGAAAGAAGUGCUCAUACCUCGGUCGUCCAGAAUCGUAUGGAAAUGGAGUGAAGCAGUAUCCUGUGCCCAACACCAGGCCCAUACAUGAGAGGUACGCGUCGUUCGCUAGCAGAAAAUCAUCGUUCGACCUUCAUCCCGCAACUGCAAAAGGAAACACAGAAAAAAUGUCAAGAGCUGGAUUCUUCUACACUGGUGUUCAAGACCGCAUAACCUGCUUUCAGUGCGGCUACUCCCUCUACAAUUGGAGCGAUGAGGACGACCCAUUAUCUGAACACGCCAGGUGGUACAGAGACUGUCCUUACGUCAUUCUGCAGCUUGGUGAUGAGGCUAUCGAGAAUAUUAGACGCGAACACAGCAAUACACUGGCAGAGAGAAGUCAUGCAGAAAGGAACAGGUCUGACAAAGCAACGGAGUUCUUGCUACAAAACCUAAAACCGUCCUAUCUUGUCCGCCGCCUGAUUUUACAAGACAUAAACCCGGACAUCGUGGAGUUAGCGAUACGAGCAAGGCUUAACAGCACUGGGUUGGUAGAUGUGCUCGACGAGCAAGACCUACGCAGGGCGAAGCUGAUAGAGGUGACUUGA
Messenger RNA from Ornithodoros turicata, 645 nucleotides. Its product is annotated as baculoviral IAP repeat-containing protein 2-like. Bases 1 to 645 code for a protein of 214 amino acids. NCBI's taxonomy places the organism in Eukaryota, Metazoa, Arthropoda, Arachnida, Ixodida, Argasidae. Gene Ontology annotation, biological process: negative regulation of apoptotic process; regulation of cell cycle; positive regulation of protein ubiquitination. The transcript has 4 exons. Gene Ontology annotation, molecular function: cysteine-type endopeptidase inhibitor activity involved in apoptotic process; ubiquitin protein ligase activity. The record is from RefSeq and is a predicted model, not a curated record. Gene Ontology annotation, cellular component: cytoplasm; nucleus.